CUCGUGGGAGAUCCGUGCUUAGAAGAAGUUCUUUUCAACGGAAACAAGCUGUGUCAGCUACCAUGUGCAAAGAAAGAGGUAGAGAUGAUCGGGAAUAUCCUCGAUACCACCCCCCUCAUCGGUCAAAAGGCAACUAAAGAUGAAGUUUUAAAGCGACUCUCCACGGUCGCUUUGGUACACAUCGCUGCACAUGGUGCAAUGGAAACAGGAGAAAUUGCGUUGGCACCAAACCCUACUCGGGGAACCAAUCAGCCUGAAGAGAAAGACUUUUUAUUAACAAUGACAGAUGUUUCAAAAGCUCAUCUACGGGCAAGACUGGUUGUGCUUAGUUGCUGCCAUAGCGCUCAUGGAGAAAUAAAGGCAGAGGGAGCGGUUGGCAUUGCACGAGCAUUUUUAGGUGCUGGUGCUCGUUCCCUCCUGGUUUCCCUGUGGGCGAUUGAUGACGGGGCUACUUUCCAGUUCAUGAAACAUUUCUAUGAAGAGCUUGUGAAAGGAAAGAGGGUCAGUGAAGCCCUUAACCAAGCCAUGCGACGUAUGAGAGAGUCCGAAACUUUCAAGGAAGUUAAGUACUGGGCGCCCUUUAUUCUCAUUGGAGAUGAUGUUACACUGGAACUGAACCGAACCGAUGGCAACCAAAUGCUGCCCAAUCUAAAUAUUAUUUCGAAGUCACUUUGUUCUUAA
Stylophora pistillata is the source of this 681-nucleotide messenger RNA. Its product is annotated as tetratricopeptide repeat protein 28-like. NCBI's taxonomy places the organism in Eukaryota, Metazoa, Cnidaria, Anthozoa, Scleractinia, Pocilloporidae. The record is from RefSeq and is a predicted model, not a curated record.